Hyalella azteca is the source of this 1710-nucleotide messenger RNA. RefSeq names its product F-box/LRR-repeat protein 7. The transcript has 8 exons. Gene Ontology annotation, cellular component: SCF ubiquitin ligase complex. Lineage: Eukaryota; Metazoa; Arthropoda; Malacostraca; Amphipoda; Hyalellidae. Gene Ontology annotation, molecular function: protein binding. The record is from RefSeq and is a predicted model, not a curated record. The coding region runs from base 70 to 1632 and encodes 520 amino acids. Gene Ontology annotation, biological process: SCF-dependent proteasomal ubiquitin-dependent protein catabolic process.
UGCGAGGGCGGCGUGUCCCCCCUCAGGAAUUACCCCCCCAUCUGUGGGGGUAGCCAUGAGGGGUCCAGGAUGACUCCCUGUACGUCCCCCGCAAUAUACGCCAAGAAUGCCCUGGGCAGGGUUAGUCCAGGACACGACCUAGGAUACCACACCCUAAUACCUCGUCAGGAUACCCUGAUACCGCGUCAGGAUACCCUGAUACCCCGUCAGGAUACCUUGAUACCCCGCCAGGAUACCCUGAUACCCCGUCAGGAUACCCUGAUUUCCUGUCAGAGUCCUUCGCUUUGGCCCGAGAUCAGAGCGGAUCCUAGGCUGGAGCUGAAGGGUGGCGCCCCCUACCCCCCCUCCCUCAACUUCUCCGCCCUCAGCUCGUGCCCCCGCUCCUCUCCCCGCCCCCAGCUCCCCAGCGUCCCCCCCUCCAGCGCGCUGGAGAACACACAAGAGCUGCUGAGUCCCUCAUACAAGGGGAAGAAGCUUCCCCGCGCUUCCCCCUUCGACAGACUGAGCGACGACCUCGUCGUUAGGAUCCUGUCCUUCCUCCCCACCCCCGCCCUGUGUAGUGUAUCGCGCGUGUGCCGCCGCUGGUACACGCUGGCCUGGGAACCGUCUCUGUGGACCAGCAUCUCUCUGUCAGGUGACGGUACCCCGGCUGACAGAGCCCUCAAGCAGAUCACCCGUCUACUGUCCCGCGACAACGCCGUCAACUGCGUCCAGAUAGAAAAAGUCUCGCUGAACGGCUGCGCGCGUCUAUCAGACCGCGGUCUCGGUCUACUGGGCCGCCGGUGUCCGGAGCUGCGACACCUCGAGCUCAGAGGCUGCGUUAACGUCACCAACGUCGGCGUCUUCGAGCUCGUCACGCAGUGCGUCAACCUGACCCACCUCGACGUCACUGGUUGCCACCAGAUCACGUGCAUCCACCUGUCGCAGCAAGGCUGCAGUGAGGCCGUGGAUGCACUGCUGCACUCCCGCCAGCUCUACCUGCAACAUCUCGACAUGACGGACUGCUUCGGUCUACGCGACGCCGGACUCAGCGUUAUUGUACGCAACUGCCCCCAGCUACUGCGUCUCUACCUACGCCGCUGCAUCAACAUUACGGAUGUUGGUAUGAAGCACAUCGCGAGUUACUGCCAGACGCUGCGUGAAGCGAGCGUAUCGGACUGCGUACAAGUCACGGAUUUCGGCAUGUACGAGUUAGCCAAACUUGGUCCCAACCUGCGCUACCUGAGUGUGGCUAAGUGUGACCAGAUCAGUGACGCCGGCAUCAAGCAAAUCGCCAGACAUUGUUACAAACUGCGUUACUUAAACGUGCGUGGUUGUGAAGCUGUUAGUGAUGACAGCAUGGAGAUGGUGGCCAGGUCAUGUCCGAGGUUACGGGCGUUAGAUAUCGGAAAAUGCGACGUUACUGAUAACGGCAUGAAGCUUAUCUCCGAGAACUGCCCCAACUUGAAGAAGUUGUCUGUAAAGUCCUGCGAUAUGGUGACUGAUAGAGGCAUACAGUACAUAGCCUACUACUGUAGGGGAUUGCAACAGCUCAAUAUUCAAGACUGUCAAGUAACCUUAGACGGUUACAGAACGGUUAAGAAGUUCUGCAGAAGGUGCAUUAUCGAGCACACUAACCCUGGGUUCUUCUAGCCGCUUGUACAGUUAUUAUAGAACUACGUUACGAGGUUCUUAUAUCGUGCGUGGCAGUUUAGUUUCAUAUCAGAACAG